Rattus norvegicus (Norway rat) is the source of this 8607-nucleotide messenger RNA. NCBI's taxonomy places the organism in Eukaryota, Metazoa, Chordata, Mammalia, Rodentia, Muridae. The record is from RefSeq and is a predicted model, not a curated record.
GAGUGCGUGUGCGCGCAGGGGUUGUCCCUGGGAUUCCGCGUUGUUUCCUAGCGCUCGGGGCGGGGAUCCGCGUGUCCAUCCCAUCCGAGUCUGCGCCGCGAUGCGGCUGCUCCCCCAGCCAGGGGCUCCGACGCUGGGAUUCCCCAGCUCGGCGUGCAGCCACGGGUGGAGUUCCCAGGGAAGGCGCAGGGGUGAGCGGGCGGAGCCCAAGACCCGGCUUGCAAGCCACUGGCAGGCGGGGGAUCUGCGAGCGAGUCGGGUCCGGAACAAUCCUGGGAGAUGCGGUGGCCGCCACCCCUCGGUCGGCAGCUUUACGACCCCAUGUGUCUCAAGCCUUGCAGUGGGCACCGAACACCCCUGGGACCACAAAGUGGGAUGUUGUUCGGACAAUCGCCUUAAGUGACCCGGUACUGGGCCCAGGUCGCUCCAGCUUCUGGCCACCGUCUGAGAGACGGCGGCGGAGGGGAUGAGCACCGGACGCGCAAAGCGCCUACCGCGAGCUAUCCCCGGGAGGUGGACACCUAGCAGGGCUCCUCGAAGGACCGCGCGGACCUUUACCUCCCCCGGUACAAGGUGGAGAAAACUUCCUGUUGUGCCUCGGGGAUAGAUGCUCUGGGCACCUCCCUACUGCUGAGAUGUUCUGCUUUCAGGUUCUGCCAUCCUCAGCCCGGGUCUCUGGAGGGGACGACUGAGUGGGUCCGACAUCAGCCCAUCCUGCAGGUGGAUGAAAAUUGCCGGAGGCCUUGUAUGGGAUCAGCAAUCACAUUUUAAGAGCCAUGGACGAAGGGGCUGCGCAGUCCCGGGCCCAAGAACAGCUAGAGGCACCUUCCCUGGUAGGAGCUGUCCAAGAGAACUUCGAGUCGGAGUCCUUCAGGUCCAAGAGUUUACCGGUCCUGCACAGCGCCUCCUGCCGGCAGAAUCUCAGUGCUGGGAAUGCAGAUGGCAAACUGGCCUUGGGCAGCAUUGAAGCUUCAGGUCACCAGGAGACACAUCCUGGACGGAACUUGAUAGUCCCUAGCCCUUCUGCUCCAUCUACUUCUGCAGGCACUACAACGGAACUCAUGGACUGUAAUCACAGGAGGGACCCCAGCAAAACUGUGUCAGUAUCUUCCACUUUGGCCACACUCCAGGAGAGAAGGUGUCUUUACGUGGUCCUUACGGAUUCUCGCUGCUUCCUAGUGUGCAUGUGUUUUCUGACUUUCAUCCAGGCGUUAAUGGUCUCGGGCUAUCUGAGCAGCGUCAUCACCACCAUCGAAAGGCGCUAUAGCCUGAAGAGUUCGGAGUCAGGGCUGCUGGUCAGCUGCUUUGAUAUAGGAAACCUAGUGGUGGUGGUGUUCGUCAGCUACUUUGGUGGCCGUGGGAGAAGGCCCCUGUGGCUGGCCGUGGGUGGACUUCUUAUCGCCAUCGGGGCUGCGCUCUUCGCCUUACCUCACUUCAUCUCGCCUCCCUAUCAAAUCCAAGAGUUGAAUGCUUCGGCCUCCAAUGAUGGCCUUUGUCAGAAUGGCAACUCCACAGCCAUCUUGGAGCCUCCUCCCUGUCCCAAGGACUCGGGAGGAAACAGUCACUGGAUCUACGUGGCUUUAUUUGUCUGUGCACAGGUUCUCAUUGGAAUGGGCUCCACGCCGAUUUACACCCUGGGACCAACCUAUUUAGAUGACAACGUCAAGAAAGACAAUGCGUCCUUGUACCUAGCCAUCAUGUACGUCAUGGGUGCACUUGGCCCUGCAGUGGGAUACUUACUAGGUGGGCUACUCAUUGGCUUUUAUGUGGAUCCCAGAAAUCCCGUUCUCCUUGAUCAGAAUGACCCUCGUUUCAUCGGAAACUGGUGGAGUGGAUUCCUUCUUUGUGCCAUUGCAAUGUUUCUUGUGAUAUUCCCAAUGUUUACUUUUCCAAAAAAGCUUCCACCUCGACACAAGAAAAAGAAAAAAUUUUCUGCCGAUGUUGUUAGCGACGAUGACAUCAUCAAGGAGAAAUCAAACACAAGCGAGCAAGUGAACAAAAAAGUUUCCUCAAUGGGCUUUGGAAAGAAUGUCAGAGACCUACCGAGAGCAGCUGUCAGGAUCUUAAGCAACAUGACAUUCCUUUUUGUGAGUCUGUCAUACACAGCCGAGAGUGCCAUUGUCACCGCUUUCAUUACCUUCAUCCCCAAGUUCAUCGAGUCACAGUUUGGUAUCCCGGCUUCCAAUGCCAGCAUCUACACUGGUGUCAUCAUUGUCCCCAGCGCUGGUGUUGGCAUUGUCCUGGGAGGCUACAUCAUAAAAAAACUGAAGCUCGGUGCCAGGGAAUCUGCAAAACUCGCAAUGAUCUGCAGUGGGGUGUCUUUGCUGUGCUUCUCAACCCUGUUCAUUGUUGGAUGUGAAAGCAUUAACCUGGGAGGCAUAAACAUCCCUUACACAACGGGACCGUCUCUGACCAUGCCCCAUAGGAAUCUGACAGGAAGUUGUAAUGUUAAUUGUGGUUGUAAAAUACAUGAAUAUGAACCAGUCUGUGGAUCAGAUGGGAUCACGUACUUCAACCCUUGUCUGGCUGGCUGCAUUAACAGUGGCAAUCUUACCACGGGGGUCCGAAAUUACACAGAGUGCACUUGUGUCCAAAGCCGACAAGUGAUCACCCCGCCCACAGUGGGGCAGCGCAGCCAACUUCGAGUGGUCAUCGUGAAGACCUAUCUCAAUGAGAACGGCUACGCUGUGUCUGGGAAAUGCAAGCGAGCCUGCAAUACCCUCAUCCCCUUCUUGGUCUUCCUUUUCAUAGUUACCUUCAUCACAGCGUGUGCUCAACCGUCAGCCAUUAUAGUGACACUCAGGUCCGUGGAAGAUGAGGAAAGGCCCUUCGCAUUGGGGAUGCAGUUUGUUCUGCUGCGAACACUUGCAUACAUUCCUACUCCGAUUUACUUUGGAGCCGUGAUUGACACCACCUGUAUGCUCUGGCAGCAGGAGUGCGGAGUGCAGGGCUCCUGCUGGGAGUACAACGUGACGUCAUUUCGUUUCGUCUACUUUGGCCUGGCGGCUGGCCUCAAGUUUGUUGGCUUUAUUUUCAUUUUCCUGGCCUGGUACUCUAUCAAGUACAAAGAGGACGAGCUGCAGAGGCGGCGGUGCAGAGACUUCCCGCUGAGCACUGUGAGCGAGCAUGUGGGCCGGCCCAGCAAAGCCGAGAAAUACUCCCGGACUACAUCGUGCCCAGCCUUCAGCACCCAGGGGGAAUCCCACGAGGAAACUGCUCUGCAGAAGGGAUUCCCGGGCACCACACUGACAUAUCCUGGACCUUUCUCAGAAGCAGAAAGUUCCUCUGCAGACCGAGGGCUGGACGAGAGCCUCGAUGCCGCUCUGUAGCAUCCCUGCUGGAGCCUGGAGAAGGAAGACUUGUGUUGUUGGUUGAGUUGAACACGGCAAGUUGAGAAACACCUGUGCCUUCUUUCCUUUUGUAAACCUCCACAGACACAAUCCUCAAACCAACAAUACUCAGUACACACAGCCACUGUUGCUGAGGGCUCGGUACCUCAACGGGACGGACAGCUUCCCCCUCCAGGGAGGAGUUUAGCUGGAUCUGCCGCCAUGUCUGCUAGGUUCACUUAAUGUUCACAGUCCCUUUGGGUAGAAGCCCGAGGUCCACGGUUAACCGCGGGAAAGGCUAUGACCAUACAUAUCAUUAGCAUACACUCCAGACAAAGGUGAGCUUCACCAGGACUUUGCAUUUGCAAGUCAAGAGUUUUUAGAUUUGAGCACCUACUGUGAGCUCUGCAGCAAAGCACAACUGAAUUUGCCUCAACUAUGCAAUUUGAUUGGAAAUAGAAAAGUGUGGCAUGUCCCUUUGGCUUUCAGAGAGCAAAGCAGAAACGUUUUUCCUUAGUGGAAGCUGAAUGUUCCCUAAAGCACUGUUAAUCGCAAUUUAAGCCAUAACAGACUUAUCAAUCAGGUAAAAAAAAAAAAACCUUCAAAUGCUUCAAUGCUUCAAAGAACUGUAUUAUUGUGCAAUGGAAGGGUUUCUUGAGAAGUAUUUUCUCUAAGUCCAUUCACUCCAUCUUAAGGUAGACCAAGAGGCUGCUGAGUCGCACGUCUGCUGGCUUGAAUAUAUAAACUACAGUAUUCUUUCCUAAGGGGCUUUAAAACUAGUGUGCUAAACAGUACGGCUGGAAACUAAUCUGAGAUGCUCGAUGGGGAGGAAAUGAUGAUCUUCUCUUCCGAGGAACUCUCGCAGCUCUAAGGGCCCACUGAAACUCGCUAAGAGUUACUGCUACUUUGACAUACAAAGUAGUUGAUAAAGAAAAUCCUGAGGUAAGAUGGAGUCCCAACUAGGGAACUUCACUUCUCUCUUAACAUACUGGCAAAUCUCUACUGAUUGUUUUCUCUGUGUGGAAGGUGGUCAUGGUUGCCUUGGAGAAUGAAUGAUUCAGUCAUGAAAGCUGUACCGUGGAUAUGAAAAUCACUGCCCAGCAGACGGGAGGUUUGUCAGCUGAACACAGAAUAUGAUCAUACUUAAAUAACGAGUUGGAAUGUAAAGAAAGCCAGUCUGCCAUACUGAAUCCUGUAUGGCAGGAUUCAUCGUUUCACGGUGCCCUUUGCAUGGCCGUUCUUCUGUCUUUCCUCAAGUGGCUCUGAGACAGGAUAAUUCCCUUCCUAAAGGCACCUCAGGUCCACUGACAGCUGUUUAUCUUUGUCUCUCGGCUUUAGGCUGCUCAGGAUGCUUUCUGUAUGGUGUUCUUACGUCAGAGGCCUCUUGGCAAACCUUUGUGCAUCCAACAGUUGGUAACUCAUGGGAUCUGGCUACACUGGACCAAGAUGUCCAAUGCACCAUAAAAUUAUAGCCUCUCUGUCAAAGAACUCAUGUCAUGUAAGGUGACCUCAGGAAAUGUUUCCUCGUCUGGAAGAGAGGUGGCUGACAGAAGGGCCAUGAUCCAUUCAAUCUUGGCAGGGCACACAGGUAGAAUUAUGAAUAUUCUUAUUACAGUUCCUGGUAUAGAAUUGACUUCCUGCCCGUGUAGGAAGCCCACAAGUCAAGUGGUUUUCUGGGUAAUGUCUAUAAGAGGCAGAGCUAGUGCCUAGGUGAAAAGAAUCUUCUUUGACUCCUGGGCUUGGCUGCCAUGGAGGUGGGAUGCUUAGCUAGGAUAGAUUGUGAAUGCUGGGUGUCAGAUUUUUGACCAGAGUAACAAACAUGAGAGGUUUUCAUAAAGUCUUGCAGGUCAGCCCACGGUGUACUCUUGGGAGUUGGUGUCCCUCACUGGCCUCUGUGGGUGACUGUCAUUCUUUAGAAGGGAUAAUAAGUGUCCUUUGGUGUUGAUGCUAAGCUGAUUAGGUUGUAGAGAGGUGGUGCUUUCUUAAUUUUUUUCUGUGAUAUUAAGAUAUUUUAUUAAGAAACUUCUGGUGGAAUUGGUCCUGUUUUGGUACUAAGAUUGAUGGGCUCACCAAGGGUGAUUAGAACGCUUCUGGUCCCUUCCUCUACCUUGAAUUCAGUUCAGCAGUUUCUGACUGAGCACUGGUUAUGUGUUGAUGCCAUUCAUUGCUCCUUGAGAUCCUAUGGGAUGCAGAGGUCAGAACUCGAAGACCUUGGAAGUGCACUACAGCAUGCAAAUAUUAAAUAUUGAUAUUAAGUAGCAGGUGUAUCAUUAAUGUACUAGUGGUGAUUGUACACUAGGUCCUGAAAGUCAUGAGGGAAUGAAGUUCUGCAUUCUAUAUCAGUUAAAGAUUGCUCCCCAGAUGUCUUAGCUCCAGUAGCAUCAUCUGAAUAUUGCAUAGCCACGGAGUGAGUAUUUCAUAGGCAGUGCCAUUCAAUUGUGCUGAUAGAAGAGGUCUUCCGUUUCUGGCAAACUGGUUGCUUUCCUUGUGGCCGCAGCUCGUAACAGAAACUAACUGCUUUCUGAGCAUAGGCUUUUGGGUUGUUUUGACAAAAGGCAAGUUGUUCUUGUAUCAUCUCUAUAAAUUAAAUUGUCUUGUUUGGCUUCAGUAUGCCAAUCUAAUACGAAGCUUAUGGACUUAGAAACUCCCAAGGGCAGAGGGAGGAAGGUGGUGGAGGAACCUUCUUUUGAUUUUCUUCCUAGUAUGAGGUUCUUGUGUUGUGGAGGUGCCCUCACAGGUUGAAGAGAGUUAAAAGUCAUUUGGAACACCAUGAGGAUGGGGAGAAAGAGAGCAUUUGUUGGGGUGAAUAUUUGCAGGAUGGUUUCCCAGCAUUCAACACCCACUGCAUUUUCCAGUUUAAGAGCGGGCGAGGAAACACGGUUUCCUUCAGUGGCGCAGGCCUGAGCUCAGGACCUUGCAUAUGACCUCAGGCCCAUGUUCCCUGAGCAGCACCCCAGUCUUCUCUGGAGAGCAUUUUUUAUUUGUUUGUUUAAAAAGCAGAUUUGAAACCCUAGGCUCAGAAAGUUGAAGCCAGUUCUUCGGGUGGCUCAGAGUAGCAGUGACAGGGGAUGAGUGAUAUGUCCACUGUAAAAUAGGUUAGCACCUAUCACUGUUUGAUGUACUAUUGUUUUUGAAGUUAUAGAGACAUUCUUUAGAGACAUUUAUUUCCUUGUAUGAAUAGAGGAAACAUAGCACACGCCCGUGUGAACCACCCACACUUCAUGUUUAACUAGAUUCUCAAAGUAAAUGUUAUUUAUGUAGCCAAGUAUAAUACUAAAAUCAUUCAUUAUAACUUACUUCAAAUGUUUAUUUAUGGGUUGAGUUUAAUUGAGAACACACCCAGUUUGGUUAUUAAUUAGGAUCUUAGCAGAAUUUCCUAAAGUGAAAUGUUAUGAAGAAAGGGUUAAUUCUGGCUGGUUGAAUCUGAGCUUUGGGUGUUUCAGGUGUAUUAUUUAUUUCUUUCUCUUGUCAGUAGAUUAACAUUUCUGCUAACUCAUAGACAGCCGUGGGUUUUCAGAGUCUUAGUGAAGAUUUAAAAAGAACAUAGAAAAUGGACUACAAACCACAGACUCCGUCUGUCACCUCAGGUGACUGUGAUGGUAAACUAUAUCUUUGCACUCAGGGAAGCCAGCACCCACAGGAGUUGCUAGAGUGGGGCUCCCAGAGGUCUCAGAAAUCCUGUCUCACCAACCAUCCAAAACUUCUGUUCGGUCCACAGUUCUAGCUCACAGUCUUUGAUGAACUUCUAGCCAGGAAGUGUCUUCUUUGUUUUGUUUUUGAGGCUGCUUCGUAGAACCCUGUGUGCACCAAGGAACAUCACUACAGUGUGGAGGGACCCAAAGCCCCCAUGGGAACUCUCCCAUGAGCUCUGUAGCAAGGCAAGCACUUGCCUAAGGUGCUAGCUGAUAAUAACUUGUGACAGUACGUGUGUGUGUGUGUGUGUGUGUGUGUGUGUGUGUCUAGAGGUGCAGAGUGUGAAGGUAUCUGUUGCUACAUAGGUACAUGCUGAGUAUUCUACGUAGCAGAUAGAAACCAGAAUGUUGUAAGUCCCUGAAAAGCCAGAUUCGCUAAUUCUGUUCUGCAGACUUGUGAGUAGCCUUCCGCGGUCAGGAGGGAUGGCUGGCAGGUGAGGCUAGUGGCCUCGUGUACUUUGCCUUUUCCCUCUUCUGUCAACUCACCUUUACUGGUAGUUUGUGGUCUACCUGACUGUCGAAGGCCAAGAAGAUACUGCUGGCGUUGUCUGUCCCAGACUUCCUGUUGUGCUGCUUCAACCAGAUUUGUGUUUGUCUGAAGAGGUUUAAUUUAAGCAGUUCAUUUGUCCUCAGCCUUAUGGAGGGUCAAAUGUGACCAGAAACUCACCUUACUGCUGUUGGCUUUGGCAACAUUAAAUAUAAAAUGCCUCGGUGCUAAAGUGUUUGCAGACGCAUGUUCCUCUCUGAAGUCAGUGUUUCAGUGCUUUGCGUUUGGAAAUCUGGGGGUUCCCCCGAGAGGACAAACCCCGCUGACUUCAUUUCCACAGUCCAGAAACUCUAAUGCAAAACUGGGAAGUGUACUGGGGAGUCCUCUUCUACACAAAGGUCAGUGGGAGAAUGAUCAGAUGCUAAAAAAUAAUUUCAGAGAGAUAAAAACACAUUUAGAUAAUCUUCUAUCUUCUACGGAAAGUUUCAAGCCCUGGGAGCUGCUCUUCAGCUCUGGGUUGGAUGCUGUUGUCUCUGACUGGUAGUUUACUCUAUAUAUGGAAAGUAAAGAAACUAAUGUUAUUGAAAACAAAAGUAAUGGUAAGGCUGUUCUAAAGUAAACCGAGGAGUAAGACUCCCCAGUGGGCAUUUGUCUUCAGUAUAUACCUCUACCCCAAACUUAAAUGAUGAUCUAGAGAAUGAAGUCCAAGGCCAGCCUUUACUUUGUAGUGUAAGGAAAUGUGAAACUGUGUCAAACUGGUAUUAGGAUAUCUGUGGAGUGUGCGUAUGUGCGUGUGUGUGUGUGUGUGUGUGCGUGUGUGUAUCUUUCUGGCUGUGUGUCUAUGUGCUUCUCUGUAGAGGCAUGUUUGUGAUGAAAGGCUGCUUUGAGUCAUAAUGUAGAGUUUCAUUUUUGUGGUUUUUAGAACAAAUAUUUAUUUGGAGAUCUGCUAUGGUAAGGGCCGUAUGACUUACUUCUUUAUGUCUAAUGAAACUGAUUGUCAAAGGACUAAUAAACCUGGGUUUACAACAUCAUGAAUACUUGAUUAUUGAAAAUUAAGGGGGGGAAAAGUUCAAAAAAAAUAAAGUGUGUUGGAUUGAAA